CAUUUAGCGCCUCUGCCCAGCGCCAUGCCAAAACCGUCUGCGGCAGCCUAAAGAGGCCGUCGACGCUACUGUCAGAUGCUUCACAACGAUGAAAUUUCUGGCGCGCGCAGCGAUGACGGUCUUCGAGACAGACGAUCGAGAGUCGCUCGGUGCAAUUUCACCCAAUUUGCGGAUCCCACGCUUCUGCCACAGCGGGCAUCCCUGAGCCGAGUGACGCGACGUCGAUGUCGGGCUCGAUGUCGACGCUCAGCGCGCACCUCUCACGGUUUCCUUGGCGAGGGGGUUGCCCGCUGCAGACAUGGCGUGUGCCGCUAUGUCUCGCUUCUGUCCCUCAGACGCGAGGAGUAGCAGCAGAUGCACCAGCAAGGCGGGCAGCGGGAAGCAAAAGCCGGCCAAGGCGCAGCAAGGGCAGCAAGGGCAGGGGAAGGGAGAUCCUGACGAGAGAUGAGGCCAUUUCGAUGGGGAGUGUGACCAAUGAGGAGGGCAAGGAAGAGAAAGCGGCCGCUGCUGAAGAAGGAUACCGUGCUGCCGAGCGAGAGACAGACAGGUUGGCAGAUGUUGUGCGCAUUACCCGGAACACCCGUGAUGGAGCGUCAUCAUCGGCCCAAAGCAGGGCGAUCUCACUCGAUGAGGGUGGACUGAGCGUGAAGGAAUGGCCGAUCCGACGUUGAGGUAGGCAGUUUCAAUGGGCCUGCCGGACUCUGAAGUCAAAAGUCCGGGACACUGGCAUGAGGAGCGUUUCGCAGGCGCGGGAGGGACGAUUAAGUUCUGUGCAGCUCAACGG
Jaminaea rosea is the source of this 784-nucleotide messenger RNA. RefSeq lists its product as hypothetical. The record is from RefSeq and is a predicted model, not a curated record. The transcript has a single exon. The coding region runs from base 225 to 671 and encodes 148 amino acids. Lineage: Eukaryota; Fungi; Basidiomycota; Exobasidiomycetes; Microstromatales.